This is a messenger RNA of Pangasianodon hypophthalmus (striped catfish), 661 nucleotides long. RefSeq names its product Fc receptor-like protein 3. The coding region runs from base 149 to 661 and encodes 170 amino acids. Gene Ontology annotation, biological process: cell surface receptor signaling pathway. NCBI's taxonomy places the organism in Eukaryota, Metazoa, Chordata, Actinopteri, Siluriformes, Pangasiidae. The transcript is spliced from 2 exons. Gene Ontology annotation, molecular function: transmembrane signaling receptor activity. The record is from RefSeq and is a predicted model, not a curated record.
AUCUCCACAGAGCUGGCUGACUGAAGGAGACUCAGUGACACUAAGCUGUGAGGUUACAGACUCCUCUACAGACUGGACAUUCAGCUGGUACACAACUGUUCCCUACAGAGACAGCUUAACUCAAAUAAAAAAUAAUCGUGGCUAUAUCAUGUAUGUGGAGCUCCUCUCAGACAGCAGCAGAGGAUCUGGAGGCAACUACACUCUCAGUCCUGCUGCUCUGAAUCACACAGGAGUUUAUAUGUGCAGAGGAGAGAGAGGAGAACCAGCCGUUCAUACACAGUACAGCAAUCCACAGCCACUAUGGAUCACUGGUGAAUCUCCUCCAGUAUCUCUGAUCAUCAAUCCCAGCAGAACUCAACACUUUACUAAAGACUCUCUCUCACUGAGCUGUGAGGACCAGAGAAACUCUACUGGAUGGACAGUGAGACGAUACACACACAGUGAGGGAGUGUUAGAUUGUUCACGGUGGGGAUCAGUUACAGGAUCUACAUGUAAAAUCAGCUUCCUCUCCACAUCCCACACUGGAGUUUACUGGUGUGAGUCUGAAUCUGGAGAAAACAGUAAUCCUGUCAACAUCACAGUGCAUGGUGAGUCUUCAUGUAGUGUGUUUAUUGGGAAAGGAAAGGGGAAAUGUUUAAUCACAGAAUAUUCAGAACUCUGA